This is a messenger RNA of Athene cunicularia (burrowing owl), 3204 nucleotides long. It is a transcript of the gene RGS14, whose product is annotated as regulator of G protein signaling 14. The record is from RefSeq and is a predicted model, not a curated record. NCBI's taxonomy places the organism in Eukaryota, Metazoa, Chordata, Aves, Strigiformes, Strigidae. The transcript is spliced from 15 exons. Gene Ontology annotation, biological process: signal transduction; regulation of G protein-coupled receptor signaling pathway. Gene Ontology annotation, molecular function: microtubule binding; GTPase activator activity; G-protein alpha-subunit binding. Bases 1 to 1812 code for a protein of 603 amino acids.
AUGGAUGAGGAAGAGCAAGGAGCUGGCAAGAUAGGGUACCGCUCCACCGGGCUGGCAGCCGUCGUGUCACCCCUCUCACGUCUCUUCUCUCCACCCCCGCAGGGCCCGGCUGUGUCAGAUGGAGAGUUAAAUGCCUCCAGGGCCCAUGGCAGCAGCCACAGUGUAAACAGCCUGCCAGGACCACCAGCCACCUGUGGCUCUGCACAGGGCUCUGUGGUGAGCUGGGCCGAAUCCUUCGAGACGCUGCUGCAGGACCGCGUGGCUGUCACCUACUUCACUGAGUUCCUCAAGAAGGAGUUCAGUGCUGAAAAUGUCUACUUCUGGCAGGCAUGCGAGCGCUUCCAGCAGAUCCCAGCCAGCGACAUGCAGCAGCUGGCCCAGGAGGCACGGCGGAUCUAUGAUGAGUUUCUCUCCAGCCACUCAGUCAGUCCCGUGAACAUUGACAAGCAGGCCUGGAUUGGGGAGGACAUGCUGGCCAGCCCCUCCCCAGACAUGUUUCGUGUCCAGCAGCUCCAGAUCUUUAACCUGAUGAAGUUUGACAGCUACACGCGCUUUGUGAAGUCUCCACUUUACCAGGCCUGCCUGCGGGCAGAGAGCCAGGGGCAGCCCCUGCCUGACCUGCGGCCCCACUCCCGCAGCAGCAGCCCCCCACCUGACCUCAGCAAGAAGUCGAAGCUGAAGCUGGGUAAGUCCCUGCCACUGGGCGUGGAGACAGCAGGCAGUGGUUCCAACCGCAGCCCCCGCCGGUCCUUCAGGAAGGGAGAGCGGCGGGAGCCCUCCUGGGCAGAGGGGGGAGAAGGCGGUGGGAGUGCCAUGCUAUGGCGGGAGUCCCAAGGCUCACUCAACUCCUCAGCCAGCCUGGACCUGGGCUUCCUGUCCUCUGCCAACACAGCCGCCAGCCCCUGGACCGAGGGCCAUCGGAAGAGCCUGGGGGGCAGUGAAGCAGAGCUGCCGUCUAAGUCCAUGAAGUACUGCUGUGUGUACCUGCCCGAUGGCACGGCCUCGCUGGCCUCCGUCCGGCCCGGCCACUCCAUCCGUGACAUGCUGGCGGGGAUAUGCGAGAAGCGUGGCUUCAGCCUCCCCGACAUCAAGGUCUACCUGGUGGGAAAUGAGCAGAAAGCACUGGUGCUGGACCAGGAGUGCUCUGUGUUGGCAGACCAGGAGGUGAAGCUGGAGAACAGGAUAAGCUUUGACCUGGAAAUCUCCUCCCUCAACAAGACCAUCCGCAUCACAGCAAAGUCAACCAAGCGCAUCCGGGAAGCACUGCAGCCCGUGCUGGGGAAGUACGGUGUGAGGAUGGAGCUGGUGCUGCUGCGGCGGCAAGGUGAGCUAGCUGCGCUGGACCUGGAGAAGCUGGUCAGCACAGUGGCUGCUCAAAAACUCGUCCUGGAAACGCUGGCAGACAUGCGAGUGAUGGAGAGUGCCGAGGCUGCGGCUGCCCCCUCCCCGCUCCGGAGCGAGGAGGGAAGCCCAACAGGAGCAGAGCCAGACACACUGUGGGAGAUGCCUUCUUCCUUCUCCCGGCCCCAGUCCUCAGCUGCCACAAACCUGAACCGCCGCACGUACGACCUGGAAGGGCUGGUGGAGCUGCUGAACCGUGCCCAGAGCUGCAGGGCCAACGACCAGCGUGGGCUGCUCUCCAAGGAGGACCUGGUCCUGCCUGACUUCCUCCAGCUCCCCGAGCAGGACAACAGCACCUGCGAGGGGUCAGAUCAGCCCGAUGCCCCUCACCCAGGCUCCGAGGGAAACAGCCACCCACCGCCCACAGAGCCCACGCCAGCUCAGCCUCCGGUCGACCACGAGCUCCGAUGAGUCCUGCUGCACAUACACACCCGGCACGUGUUGCCACCCUGGGCCAUGCUGGGGUUCAACACGGGGCUCGACGGCCCCUGCCCUGCACCGCCGACACUGCCUGGACCGCAGAUUCAUCCACGUCCUGUCCCAAACUGUCGUGUCGUGUCACUGUGAGUGAUUGAGCAGCUGCCAUGCCCCACGGUGGGAUCGCAUCCUGGUGCAUGUCAAGGGAGUCCUGUACGUAGUUUGAACCCCUGUUGUGAAGCACUUUGCAACGUCCCACACAUGCCUGGCACUGUCCUACCCAGUGCCUCUGCCUGCUCUGCCUGUGGCAGAGCUGCCUGCCCAGCAAAUCCUGCCUGUGCUGGGCUGGCACAGCCCCACUGACCUGGGAAAAUCACCCUUCCAACCAAAAGGCAUGUAGGAUAGAGAGGGUGGGUGGGUGGCAAGACAGGCACCAGCCUCAGACCCCAGUGGUGUGGGCAGGCAGAGUCAGGAGAACACAUGGCUGGAGCUGAGAGACGAAUCUGGUCCCUGGCCCCCCAGGAACAGGGCUUCCCCCAUUGUUGAUGUGUGGGUCUGCCCUUCCUGAGGAGGGCCUGUGCCCCAGACAGGUUGUUACUGCCUGCGUUGCAUGUGUGUGGUUGGGCCUGAUCCUGCCAUGAUAGCACUGCCGUUGCAGAGCAGGGCACCUGGUUCCUGCCCCAAGCAGAUGGAGGCAGAGCCAGCAGGUCAUGCCAAAGAAGCCUUUCUCCUCCCCACAGGGAGACCCUGCAUGGGCAGCUGCUGAAGCAACCUGCAGGAACAGAUCCCUGUAGGUCCCCUGCCCCAGCCCACCUGGGGCUGCGGGUGCUCAGCCCUUGGGGACAGGCCUGGGGGGUGUCAGAGGUAUGCAGCACCCCUGGGUGCUGGGCAUCUCAGCCUGGUGUGUGGGUACCCAGCAUGUGCUCAGCCUGGCAUCCCUGCCAGUAGCUGUUCUGGGCUGUAACCUUAAGCCUGGCUCUGCCAGACCUGGCUGUGCCCUGUUGGGUCCCCAUCCCCAUCAGCCUGGUGUCCCCAGAGGUCCCAGACCGAGUCUGCGAUGAAGACAGCCCCCUGACAGCAGCCAGAACAUCCCUCCAUUGUCUGUGCAUGCUGGGGCCCUUCCUGACUGUGCCCUGGGUCACUGCUGUGUCACCACUGCCCAGACAGAGGCAGAGGGGUGGCCCAGGGCAGCCCCGAGGCUCACACAGGUAUGGGGGGCAUGGCCACCCAGCCCCACACUGCCAUGGCCAGCUGCAGCCCCAUGGCCCUGGUCAGAGCCUCACUGUGUCUCCGUGGUGCUGCUCAGUCCCGUCUGUGGUGUGAAACCUGGGGAAAUAAAGAGCAUUGCCUGGACACGUCUCCCUCUCCUUCCUCCUCUGCUGAGGC